Molecule: messenger RNA, 529 nt
Organism: Planococcus citri (citrus mealybug)
Lineage: Eukaryota; Metazoa; Arthropoda; Insecta; Hemiptera; Pseudococcidae
Product: large ribosomal subunit protein eL34-like
Exons: 3
Coding region: 132-488 (118 amino acids)
Biological process (GO): translation
Cellular component (GO): ribosome; cytosolic large ribosomal subunit
Molecular function (GO): structural constituent of ribosome
Source: RefSeq, a predicted model, not a curated record
CCACAACUGAAAAUUGAAUGGAAGAAAACACUCUUCCAACUUGAAAUUAUUUCUCAAACGCACGAUAAAGAAAUUUAUCGAAAGUUUCUUUUAUUAAUUCUACAGUAUUACGCUGUUAAUCAAUUGUAAAAAUGUCGCAAAGUGUAGUUUUACGUCGACGAUUGAGUUAUAACACGAAAUCAAACAGGCGCCGACAGGUGAGAACUCCAGGCGGUCGCCUCGUUGUGCAAUAUCUGAAGAAACGGCCAUCAGUGCCAAAAUGCGGUAAUUGUAAAAUCAAGCUACACGGUAUCAAGCCCGCUCGAUCGGUCGAAAAAUCUCGUAUGUGUAAACGUGUGAAAACUGUAACUCGAUCUUACGGAGGUGUAUUAUGUCAUAAAUGCGUUCGUGAAAAAAUUAUUCGUGCUUUCCUGAUUGAAGAGCAGAAAAUCGUUUUGAAAGUAAUGAAAGCUCAGAAGAAAGGUGGUAAAAAACCCGUUGUAGCGUAAUUUUAUUCGUAAUUAUGGAAUAAACGUUGUUUUUUAUCUAA